Archocentrus centrarchus (flier cichlid) is the source of this 2669-nucleotide messenger RNA. RefSeq lists its product as uncharacterized. Bases 949 to 2652 code for a protein of 567 amino acids. The transcript has 8 exons. The record is from RefSeq and is a predicted model, not a curated record. NCBI's taxonomy places the organism in Eukaryota, Metazoa, Chordata, Actinopteri, Cichliformes, Cichlidae.
UGGGACAGUAACUGGAGAACAGCUUAGAGCAAUACGCUGUCUACAAAAUCUAAAACGACAUCAUGAUCAGUGUGAGAAACGUUAUGAUGACGCUAAGAUGAAAAUAUUAGAGAGAGAAAGGCAGAGAACUUUGACUCUAUCCACCAGAAUGAAUGUUGGACAUGCUGAAGUUGAUGAUGGUGAAUUUCAUGAUGGAAACUACUCACGCUUUAAUGACCAGAUUUCUGAUCCCGAGUUUUCAGAUAACACAGAUUAUGAAGAUGUUGACUAUGUUCCAGACUCAAGUGACAACUCUUCAGACACAAGUGUUCAAAGUAAGGAACUGAGAGUGACAGACAAUUCUCCCAAAAAACUGUCUGACAUUUCAUUGGGGAUGGCUACAGCACACAGUGUGGAAAUCACUGGUUCUCAUAGUUCUUCAGUGAUAAGUUGCAGUGCCGAUUCAACAGAGAGCAUGUCGCACAAUAACAGCUCCGUAAAAGUCACAGCAUUGCCAAAAACAGGAAGGAAGAGCAAGUACAACAAGAAGCAAUAUUGUCUGUAUUGUAAAAAACCCAUUUCUAAAUUGGCAAGACACCUCGAAAGCGCACACGGUAACCAGCCUGAUGUAACAAUGGCUUUCAGUUUCGCUAAAGGUUCCCACAACAGAAGAGAGCUGUUACGGUGUCUUAAAAAAGGGGAAACUUUGAACAUAAUGCUUCUGUGGCAGUCCAAGGUACUGGAGCAUUUGUUGCUUGUCGAAGACCCACUAUAGAAAAACAAUCUGAGGACUACCGUCAUUGCAAAUUUUGUCAAGGGCUAUAUGCAAGAGAAAGCCUUUGGAGACAUGUGAGAAGGUGCCCCCAGAAGCCUGUUGAAGGAGACUCUCUCACUGGACGAAAGCGGAUACAUCUUGACUUGCCAAAACCCAAUCAAGUUCAUGAAGCUGUUUGGAAGAUUGCUUGUGAAAUGAACCAGGAUGGCAUUUCCUUGGUUGUAAAAAGUGAAAGAGACAUUCUUUCCCUUGGUGAGUCACUGUACAACAGCAGGAAACCGCAUGAAAGAAGGAAUGAUUACAUUCGCCAGAAAAUGAGAGAGAUAGCAAGGCUGUUGAUAGAAGCUAGAGCUAAAACACCUCUGAAGAGGACAGAAGACCUUGUUAUGCCCAGCAACUUUCCUCACGUGAUACAAGCUGUCAGAGCUGUUGCUGGUUAUGACUUGAAAAGCAACUCAUAUAAAGUCCCAUCCUUGGCUCUAAAAUUGGGGCACAGUUUAGCCAAACUUGCAGGAAUUGAACAGUGCAGUGCUAUCAUUGCACAUCGCCAUGAUGUUGCCAAGUCAGCCGAGCAAUUUGCCACUCUGUAUCAGAAAAAAUGGGCAGAGUCAAUUUCAGCUGCUGCAUUGGGCACGCUUCAACAAGCCAAAUGGAAUAAACCCCAGCUUUUGCCAUUUACACAGGAUGUGUCGCUGCUGCACCAGUUUCUUGCUGCUGAGUGUGCUAAAUGCAUGAAGGAUGUGGAGGAAAAACCUAACAACACAAACUUUGGAAAUCUUGCUAAAGUAACUUUGACACAAGUAGUACUAUUUAACAGAAAACGGCAGGGGGAAGUUUCAAAAAUGGAGGUCCAGGCUUUUACAUCCCGGAAUUGCACAGAGCUGAACCCCGACAUUAUGAUGUGCCUCAAUGAGUUGGAGAGGAAGCUUGCAAAGUACUUUGAUAGAGUUGAGAUUCGUGGUAAAAGGUCAAGAAUGGUGCCUGUGCUUCUCACACCUGACAUGAUCAUAGCAAUGAACCUCCUCAUGGAAAACAGGAGUAAGUGUCAAGUCCCCACAGAGAAUGUAUACUUAUUUGCACGUCCAGGUGCACUUUCCCAUUACAGAGGCUCUGACUGCCUUCGCAAGUAUGCAAAGCAAUGUGGUGCAAAGAACCCAGAGGCACUCACGUCAACAAGAUUGCGGAAGCAAGUUGCCACUUUAUCCACAGUACUAAAUCUAAAAGAAAAUGAAAUGGAUCAGCUUGCUACCUUUCUUGGACACGAUGUCCGGAUCCACCGAGAGUUCUACCGGCUUCCAGAGAGUACCAUACAGCUGGCAAAAGUCAGUAAACUGUUGAUAGCAAUGGAAAAAGGGAAACUGUCUGACCUGCAGGGGAAAGGACUGGAUGACAUUGACAUACAUCCUGAUGAUAAGGUUGCCACGACUGACGACGAUUCUGAUGAAGAAACCAUUCCUGACCUGCAUCAGCAGAGAGGUUCAAGAACUGAGACUUCUGGGGACCCAAAGCACCUACCUGACUCAACCACAUUGAGCAACAUGGAGGCCACUUCAGAUUCAGUCAUGUUGGACCACUUGGAAGGCACGUCGACAAAAAGCAUCGUCAGCACUGAACCAACAGAUUCACAGCAGGACACAGCAAUUAUUGUGGGUACAUCUUUGAAAUGCUCCAAUGAAAAGCAAGCUGGGAAGGUGAGAAGCAAGUGGACAGAUGAUGAAGUGAAGGCUGUCGAACGGCAUAUGUUACAUUUCAUAACAAGGUGCAAGGUACCAGGUAAAAGGGACUGUGAUGCCUGCCUUCAGGCAGAACCAGUAGCUCUAAAAGACAGAGACUGGGCUGGAAUAAAAUACUACAUACACAACAGAAUCGUAGCAUUAAAAAGGAGGAUGAAUAAAUAGAACUAUAAACUCCUAAA